Molecule: messenger RNA, 2370 nt
Organism: Lachancea dasiensis
Lineage: Eukaryota; Fungi; Ascomycota; Saccharomycetes; Saccharomycetales; Saccharomycetaceae
Source: the annotation of a GenBank genome assembly
AUGCUUAGGUUUACAAGGAGCUCUGCCUUACGAAAGAACUUCCCUCAGUGUGUGACUCGAACUGCAGCGACGCUGCAGGGAACAAACCUAAGAGGACUACCUAAUGGGUUUGCCAACUCCCCAGUCCAUAGGAUUGCUUAUAUUAGAGGAAUUCCAGCUAAAUUGCAGAGCACCAGGUCUUAUGUUUCCCUGCAUGCCAACAAUGCUGACAGCAGACCAGCUUUGGAACAGUUUGGAACUAAUCUAACACAACUAGCGCAAGAAGGGAAGUUGGAUCCCGUGAUUGGCCGCGACGAUGAGAUUGCAAGGUCCAUCCAAAUUUUGUCUAGGCGCACCAAGAACAAUCCGAUCUUAAUUGGGCGUGCAGGCGUGGGCAAGACGUCGCUCAUCGACGGUCUCGCCCAGCGGAUCGUAAGCGGCCAAGUACCUGACUCUUUAAAGGACAAAAAAUUAAUUGCACUGGACCUUGCGGCACUUGUAGCAGGGGCUAAAUACCGCGGUGAAUUCGAAGAACGCUUGAAAAAUGUUUUAGAGGAAAUCGACAAGGCGGAUGGCGAGGUUAUUGUUUUCAUAGAUGAAGUGCACAUGCUGUUAGGUCUGGGCAAAACUGAUGGGAGCAUGGAUGCUUCGAACAUCUUGAAGCCCAGAUUAGCGAAGGGGUUGAGGUGUAUUUCAGCCACCACUUUAGAUGAAUUCAGGAUUAUUGAAAAAGAUCCAGCUUUGACUAGACGGCUGCAGCCCAUUCUUUUAAGCGAACCCAAUGUGACGGACACAAUUUCUAUCUUAAGGGGUUUGAAAGAACGGUACGAGGUUCACCACGGUGUGAGGAUCACAGAUGCUGCACUAGUUUCAGCUGCUUCUUUGUCUAAUCGUUACAUUAACGACCGUUUUUUGCCGGACAAAGCCAUCGAUUUAGUCGAUGAAGCAUGUGCUGUAUUGCGGCUACAGCAUGAAUCUAAACCUGAUGCGAUUCAAGUUCUGGACCGUGCAAUUACUAGAAUUCAAAUUGAACUAGAGUCUUUGAAGAAAGAGACCGAUCCUAUCUCGCUUGAGAGGAAGAACGCUUUGGAAAGCGAUUUGGACUUCAAAAGGCAAGAACACUCAAGGCUAACUGAGAUUUGGGAAAAGGAAAAAGCAGAAAUCGACUCCAUUAAGAGUGCAAAAGCCGACCUCGAACAGGCCAAGAUCGAUCUCGAAAUCGCGCAAAGAGAGAAUAAUUUUGCGAAGGCCUCAGAGCUAAGAUACGCAAGAAUCCCCGAACUUAUGCAGAAGGUUGCUCUCAAUGAGAAAAAAGAUACUGAAAACAAUAUGCUCCAUGACUCGGUAACGUCAGAUGAUAUUUCACAAGUUAUUGCCAAAAUGACUGGCGUUCCUGUUCAAACAGUCCUGAAAGGCGACAAGGAUCGGCUUUUGUACAUGGAGAACUCGCUCAAGGAAAGGGUCGUUGGCCAAGAUGAGGCGAUCGAUGCGAUCUCCGAUGCCGUGAGGCUUCAAAGAGCGGGCCUUACGAGUGAAAAGAGGCCAAUUGCCAGCUUCAUGUUCUUGGGUCCAACAGGUACGGGUAAAACUGAGUUAACCAAGGCCCUCGCUGAGUUUUUGUUCGAUAAUGAAUCUAAUGUAAUCAGGUUUGAUAUGUCCGAGUUCCAGGAAAAACACACUGUUUCUCGCUUGAUUGGUGCUCCGCCGGGAUAUGUUAUGAGCGAAUCUGGUGGUCAACUAACUGAAGCUGUUAGGAGGAAGCCAUAUGCUGUCGUUUUGUUUGAUGAAUUUGAAAAAGCCCAUCCAGACGUCUGUAAAAUCUUAUUACAAGUUCUAGAUGAAGGUAAGCUCACGGACUCUCAGGGCCACCAGGUCGAUUUCCGCAAUACUAUGAUCGUAAUGACUUCCAACAUCGGACAAGACAUUUUGUUGUCCGAUAACAACCUUGGGAAUGACGGGAAGGUGAGUCAAGAGACGCAGACGAAAGUUAUCGACGCCAUGAAAAAAUCUUAUCCACCUGAGUUUAUCAAUCGAAUCGAUGAUGUUUUAGUAUUCAAUCGCUUGUCUAAAGUUGUAUUGAGAUCUAUUGUGGACAUCAGGCUCAAGGAGAUCCAAGAAAGAGUUGCCGACAAGCGGAUGAAACUCGAACUUACCGAAGACGCAAAAACGUGGUUGACUGACCAUGGAUAUGACCCAUUAUAUGGCGCACGGCCACUUAAUAGGUUAAUUCACAAAAAAAUACUAAAUCCAAUGGCCAUGUAUCUACUAAAGGGUCAAAUCAGACCGGAAGAAACUGUUCAUGUGGAUGUUGUUGAUGAUGCAUUGAUUGUAAGGGCUAAUUACGCAGAAAAUGAAGUUGCAACUACUCAAUCCUCCAGCGAGGAGUCGUGA